This is a messenger RNA of Linepithema humile (Argentine ant), 1103 nucleotides long. RefSeq names its product esterase OVCA2. Gene Ontology annotation, molecular function: hydrolase activity. Lineage: Eukaryota; Metazoa; Arthropoda; Insecta; Hymenoptera; Formicidae. Gene Ontology annotation, biological process: response to retinoic acid. Gene Ontology annotation, cellular component: nucleus; cytoplasm. The record is from RefSeq and is a predicted model, not a curated record.
CUCCGAUGGAUCGUCAGCGCAAUGGAUCUCCACAAUUUUGACACAAAAUUGUCCAAUCGAAUUCGAUGCAUAUUUAGAACUAUCCAAUCCAGUUUCCUCUUUUUACGCAUGCGCAGCGAUAUGACAAUACGACGACGUUGCUUAAGAUUUUCAGCACUGCCAGUGCAUUUCGGUGCAUUUUGGAACACCGUCAUAGAUACAAAAGUACAAAGUAAGCGCAACUGUAAGCGCAAAGUUUCGAAUAGAAGAUCACGUAGGUUAGAGUGAUUGAAAUAAACAGAUAAAAACUGAGCAAUGUUGACCACUAAACCGAGACUACGGAUAUUAGCACUUCAUGGAUAUAGGCAAUCAGAUGUGAUUUUUAGUGCCAAAUUAGGAUCACUGAGGAAAGGAUUUAAGAAGGAAAUAGAUUUUACAUUUUUAAGAGCACCACAUAAAAUUCCAUCAAGGAAUGAAGUUUCUGAAGAUGUGGAUGAAAAUGGAUAUGGAUGGUGGUUCAACACAGAGGACCGUGUGUUUAAAGCUACAGAACCCAGUGAGUUAUGUGUAGGAUUUGAUGACAGUGUAACUUUAAUUGAAAAGACAUUUUCAGAACAAGGCCCUUUUGAUGGCAUAUUAGGCUUCUCACAAGGGGCUGCUUUUGUCAACAUAUUAUGUGCUAUGAAGAAAAAGAAAAAACUACAGAUCGAGUUUAACUUUGCUAUUGCAAUAUCUGGAUUCAAAUCACUGUGUGCGCCUCAUGCAAUAUAUUAUGACGAAGAAAUUGAUAUACCUUCCUUGCACAUUUAUGGCGAGAAUGAUCAAAUUAUCCCAACAGUAAUGGCAGAGCAAGUCAGUGGUCUCUUUACAAACAAAAAAGAAAUAAGGCAUGAAGGUGGCCACUAUAUACCAAGCAAAAAAGACAUUUAUAAGAGUUUUAUAAUGGAAAUGUUAGCAAAUAAGAAUCUCAGUGAUUAACAACAAGUUUUCUCACUUUAUUAUUAAAUCUUGUUAAAUCAAGCUGUUAAAUUAAUAUGCAAUUUUGAAUCAAAUUUUGUAUUAUAGACAAAUGAACCAAGUGCAGGAUUUCUUUUCAGUAUUAAAGAUGAGUGAAUCAUAUACAA